This is a messenger RNA of Parathielavia appendiculata, 1226 nucleotides long. RefSeq lists its product as uncharacterized. The transcript is spliced from 2 exons. Lineage: Eukaryota; Fungi; Ascomycota; Sordariomycetes; Sordariales; Chaetomiaceae. The record is from RefSeq and is a predicted model, not a curated record. The coding region runs from base 88 to 906 and encodes 272 amino acids.
GCUUGCUUGGCCCAAACCGCCAUCCUCAGCCUCAUCGCGCUCAGCCUAGCUCAGCAACUCCGACCUCAGCCCACAACUCCAGAAACCAUGGCUGCCCGCCUCCGUCAUACAUUCCAUUAUCCUUCUGACGAUGACGAGGACGAGGCAUUGGCUUCCACCGAAGUCCUCGACGAGCAAGAACAAGAAAACCUCAUAACCAAACUCGCAACCGAGAACCGCCAACGCAACACUUCCUUUUUACGCCUCCUCUACGUCCUCCCCGCGCUAUCGUCCAUCCCCUUCCUAUUAGGCCUCCUCCUCCCGCCAACCUCCUCCUCACCCACCACCACCAAUGCCUCACAUCACCCCAUCCUCUGCUUGCUCAGCCUCUCCUCGCUGCUCGCGACAGGCUGGCUCCUCUUCCGGCAGGAAGUCACCGAGACAGGCUUUUCAUUCCUCGACCAAACCCGCACCACCGCCGCCCUUUUCCCCCAUUCCAAACCCACCGCUUCCGAAUCAAGUUCCGACGCCUCCCCCGGCGGCGGCUACAGCUACGGCUACGGACUCUCACCAAAACCAUUUAUACAAAAACCUAGAAGCCCAGCCGGCAUACUCGGAACAAAUCCCCCCCUCCUGGUGAUAAACCACCACCAAGGAGGAGGAGGAGGAGGCACAAAUAAAUCCCCUCUCGAGCUCCACCUCCCCCGACUCAACCUCGCCCUCGCCUCGCUCUCCCUUCUCACCGGGAUUUUAGAACGUGGCGAUCAGGUCAGCAGCAGCAUCACCACCGGCGGAGUGAACCCUCUGCUGCUUGGGGCUCUGCCGGGGGUAGUCUACGGGUCCGUUGUCGGGGCCAAGGUGGUCAUGGCCGGGGUUGAUCCCGAGAGGGAGCUGAGCGGGCUGAAAUAUGCGUACAAAGGUGCAUGAGGAAACGUGCUACGAAAUAUGUGUUUUUUGGGUGUUGCGUUUGAUUAUUGGGGUGGUAAGGCAUUGCACGGCGUUUUGGUGGUUUAGGCAACAGGGUGGUCUGAUAUCCUCCCGAGUAUGACGCAGCGCGCAUUAAGGGAGUAACUAGUAUGGGGUGGACACGAAGCGGUGUUGGAGUUGCUUACGGUUUGCUCCUGUCAAAUGCCCUCCGCUGAAUUCGCAGCUGGUACAGUAACCCACAGCCCUGCUUUUAUGUGCCGUGUUGUUCCAUUCAGCCAACCCGUGUCCGGUGCAUGCAUGCACCGCCGCCAUCUACACAU